This is a messenger RNA of Mizuhopecten yessoensis (Yesso scallop), 5081 nucleotides long. RefSeq lists its product as uncharacterized. Bases 211 to 2253 code for a protein of 680 amino acids. The record is from RefSeq and is a predicted model, not a curated record. Lineage: Eukaryota; Metazoa; Mollusca; Bivalvia; Pectinida; Pectinidae. The transcript has 2 exons.
CCAGGUCACGUGACACGUCUGUAGAACGUGCGGUGUGUAGUGGGCAGACGAGAGAUUUGCUAUCAUUAGAGAGCUCCACUGAUACACCUUACACAUAAUGUAACACCUGAGCUUUUCUAUGCCACUAUUGUGGGGAUUUUACCUGCUUCGAUGUGAAAAUUAAACCAGUUAACAUACAGUUUGUCUACAAAGUGAACGAAUUCAAUCAAAAUGUGGAUUUAUAUGGUGUUUUUCCUUGGAUUAACUUGUGCAGCAUCCCUGUCCAAUGAUCAAAGAUUCACCUUCGAGAAAUCCUUCCAGGAGUUUUACCAUGGUAACGGUUAUUUGGGAGCCCAGGUGGGGGUAUAUGUGGACGGCCGGUUACCAUUCCUGCGGGGAUACGGGCACGACCACACCCUAACAGACAUCCGUCCCGAGUCCGUUAUGCCCAUUGCCGGAGCCUCAAAGGCCUUCACUGCUCUCACAGUCCUAAAAAUGGUAGAGGAGGGACAGCUUGAUUUGGGAGCUAAGGUGUUCGGGGCCGACGGUAUUCUGAGUACGUUCGAACCUUGGAGGGCCGACCACGUGGACCGUCGUAUAUAUGACAUCACUGUAGAUAAUUUACUUCGACAUACUGCGGGCUGGGAUUCACAGCGGUCUAACAUAUACGACCCCGUAUUAAAUAUCGCAUUAUUGGAGAGAGGAUAUAAGGUGAAAAAUAUUGCCGACGAAAUGGACCUACCGCAACCGAUUGAACCGGACGACGUCAUAAGAUAUAUGAUGUCACGGCGUCUUGAUUACACACCUGGAACGGACAGCGUCGUGUCAAAUCUGGGGUAUAUUAUCCUCGGUAAAGUGAUCACACAAGUCUCCGGUGUGGAGUACUCCUUAUAUGUGAAGGAACGCAUCCUCGAGCCUUGUGGACUGAUGCACACGCGCAUCGGACGCCCUCGUGUGUACAAGCGCGAACAUGGUGACAUGGAACCGGUAUUCCAGGGAUUUGGCGACGUGCUGCCCAUAUUUGUCGACUCGGCACUGGGCUGGGAGUCUAACGCAGCCGAUCUGCUACGUCUGUUCAUGUGCAUGGAUGGCUCGGGUGAUUUCCAACUCCUCAACAGGACGUCCGUUGCAUCCCUAAUAGCCAAGCCUGCUGGCGUGCCGAUACAACACCAUGACAGGUGGAUCGGCGCGGGAUUCCACGUGAACCUCCACGGCGCUAUUUGGAUCAACGGCGAAUACUACACGGAUGACAUCGUGUUUUAUCAUAAAGGCCCACUACUACGGCCAAACAAUGGUUAUCAUGACAUUGAUACACGAGGCGAAGCACGAGCCUGGGCAAUCAUCAUGCAUGGUCAGACCUUCGUACCUAUUCGAAAUAUUAUCAGGAACAUGAUGGAGGCUAGCGGAACGCACUGGUCGACUGACGACUACUUCACCAAUGACAUCGUGGAUGUAUCCGCCCAGUACCAAGGCGUGCAACGUACCGUCAGGUUCAAGGUCAACGAGCAUCAUCUGACGUCAUUCAUCAACGCCGCCAAACAGCUCCGCUAUGACAUCAUCUGGCUCAACGGCCUGUCCUACCAGAACCAGACAUGGUUCACAGUAAUUGCCGAAAAACAAAACCGUUCUAUCUACAACGACUUUUUAAUCGAGCACGGGCUCACGGAGAAGCAACUGUACCACCGCAAAGUCGAACAGGAAAAACGUGGCUACAAUCUCACAUUCUUCCAGAACUACCGGAGUCGCUCUCACCGUGACAAAAAGGUGUUCGUUGCUAGCUUCCGGCGCCACGCCUACAACAACCACACCAAGAUAAAAUACGGUCUGGAGCACUUCACGCAGCCAUACGACAAACUGCUGCAUCUCUUUGUGGAAAACGGAUAUUACCCUACCUCCCAGUCACUCAUGUAUGAAGGAUUUGAUGGUCUCGUCUCAUUCGUCCUUGAGAAGGAUCUUGACGCCAAGGGGCAAAAGGACUUCAAAUCUUAUGACGACAUCAGUCUUUACCGCCUGACAAAAAUAGUCCAAGGCAAUGCACGGUAUAGGAGGAAGCUGGCCUACCUUGAUGCGUCUGAUUAUUUCGGAAAGCCAGUGUUUUCCGCAGUGUUCAUCCGUGAUACUAAAAGGAACAUGGUAUUUAAUGCUGAACUUACGGAAAACAGCAUGAGAACAAUUAUCAAGAGAAAUGAGGAGAGUGGCUUUCUGCCCAAGAUUAUAGCCGGAUACACGGACAAAGAUAAAAACUUAAAGUACGCAAUGUGUCUUGAAAAGUGAUCUUACAUUGUUGACAUGGCAACAACACAUAUUCUUACGUAAAGAAACGUCAUCUUACACGUAAAAGACUGCUUUUCGAGCAUCGCCUUGUUGGUCAAACUGUGAUCUUGACAACUGUUAUGCCGAGCAAAGUUGCGCUAUUGUCUGAAUUGAGUUAUAGCAAACUGUCUAUUGACGGUUGGCGGAAAAUGUGAAACUGGAUUGGUAAUUGCAUCACAGACAAAUCGUGCUAAUCUACAUUUAGUGCUAAUAAACACCGUUAUAAGGACUGCAUAUAGUGCUUAUAGACAUGGGUAUUUACCGUAAAGCUUUUCUUUUCGUUUGGUCCUAGUUUUCACUUCUAUUGUGGUCAAUAUGUUUCCCCGCUAAAUCCAUCCAGUGGAAGUAUCUGUCAUCUCUGAUACUUAAUGUAAAAGCUUCUGUACCAUAUCACAAGCAUGAAACCACGACACAUUAAUCAAGCGAAUUCCGAUUUUUGUGUUAAAUCAGCAAAUAUUUAACGUAAAAAAUAAUAGAAGCUUUACGGUAAUGUAAAGCAGUGUAAUUCGUCACAUUCAUAACGUGUCACGUGCUUCAUAGUCAGACCUAAACUCAUAUUAAAGCAUUACCAUGGCAAGAGUGUAGCAAUAGAACAGGUAAUCCAGUGACCAAUGCAAUGUUAACCCUGUAAUUGUAAAUAAUACGCCAGUUCUGUGUAGUAUGACUUUGUAUACCAUGAUUCUAAUUAACCUCCAUUAUACAGUAAAAACCUCGUUAUACUGCCAUAAUUUGUCUAGCGAUGCUUUGGCAUUAUAAUUUAUCGAAGGAUAUAUUAAUUUAUUGGAAACAUAUGGAACUUCAGAGAAAAGAGUAAAAUGGGAACAUUGCGACUCGUUUGUUAGUGGCAACCGAAGUGAAUAGUAGCUAACGAGUGGCGUUAUAACGAGGUUCACCUUUCGUGUCUCACGUGACACAUACGUCUCACAGAGGCCAAAGGUUAAGCUGCUUUUAUACAUGAAAUACUGCUGGCCAAAAUGUAGGAAAAAUAGAAUUGGAGACUCCGGUUUGUGAAAGUUAUACAGACGAUGGUUAUAUAAAGACGAAUACCGACAUAUGCAGUGCUGCUGAUGCAUGUUGCUUCUUUCAUGAAACAGUUCACCCAUCAUUCUUUACAUCACAAAUACGCCAGUAUCAUAUGUAGAGUGGAGCAUCGCAAAUCUGGAAAUGUUUUGUCGGAUUUCAUUUCAACAAAUUUUAUUUGUUGGAUAACAGACAAAGCCUAUGUGUUUAUUCUACCCUGUUAGGAGUAUGAUUAUUUGAAGUUAACAUCACAAUUUCAAUAAUCCGAGGACAUUGUUAUUCUGGAGAUAUUUUCGGGAGAAGAGGUGUCCAGAAUAUCAACGUUCCAUUGUAGUGACUCUUUCUCGUCAUGCGAGUAGUCUCACACAUGUUAAUAUGCAUAAUAAUAGGUGCCAGUAUGUAUAACUCUUUGUCAAAAUCAACGUCGUUAUCAUGGUAACAUUCUUGUUUUAAUAUAUAUUUGUGUUUACGUUCAUACAUUUUGCCAGUGGGUAUGUCUUCAUCUGUUUUGUGUCUUAAUGAUUAUGUUUGUAAAUAAAAGUAUAUAUUUAUCUUUAUUGAUAUGUGUACUCCUGGCUAGCAAACGACUACAUUUAUGUUCUACCUAACACAUCCGUUAAGACCACAGGUGCUUGAAUCGAUUGGUGCUUCUCCUCCGAAAAAUCGGACUUGAACAAGGCUACUACUAUACUUAUGUAGCAGUUACCUUGCUCACGUCCAAACUUUGUUAGCAGUAUUGACCAAACGAUACAAGCUCUUUGCUCCAUUAGUUUGUAUUUUGGACAGGUAUUAACGAAUGUUUAAGAAGUAGAAUAUUUCUGACGUUGGGGAGCUGAAUGCCACGAGAAGAUCGGGGACGAAAACUUACAGUUUUAUAUUGGUGUAAAUAUGAUAUGUAGUUGUUUUGUAUACAGCAAAGCGUUUAUAGUCGAUAUGUAAUAAUAUGGAAUAACUGGUGUUUCGAUUGUUUAACACUUACAUACAUAUAUUAUUUUCCAUGUAAAGUUUCUAAACACCGCAAAGCUUCGCUAUACUGCCUGCCACCUUAUUUGCAAGUUUAUGACAUUAUAAAUGCAUUUGUCGGUGUAUCGAGGAAGACAUAUGUACAUGAAUUGUUAUGGGGGAAAGUAAUUAAUAAAUAAAAAGGGAACAUUGAAAUACAAUGUAUGUUUAUGCUAAGCAAACAGUUGGAAAAUGAAACAAGAGGCAUUAUAUCGAGGUUUUGCUAUACUGUUAGUUUCACGUAGCAUUACUCUUGCAGUUAUUAGGUUUUAGUAUUAACCGUGAAAUAGAUCAUUAUACCUAAAUACAUAUGAAGUACACGAAUUUCGUAUCAUAAAGAAUAGUUGCCCAUAUCAAUGAUUAAACUCAAUUUACAUGAUUACAAGCAUCAGAACAAGGAGACAAAUUAUUUGGAAUAAUGUAGACCGUGUUUCCUUGGACUAUUUUUCUCGGACGGUGACAAUGUUAAUAGAGCGAAGGGGCCUAAAGACUCGGGUAACAUCACGUAUUUUCAACAUUAUCAUCAAUUAUCGAUGCCUCGGAAAAUGAUAUGGUAUAUAUUUACAGCUUUGUUUGAUUUGAUUUCAUUCAUUUUUAGCUUCGAAUUCCGGAAUAAUGGAUUAGCAACCGAGACUUACUACUCAUUCUACUUGACCCUUCAUGUAUAUGACGAGCUAGCAGUCUUCUAAAUAGAUAGUAAUAUGUGCUAGAUUUCAUUGUAAAUGUUGACUUUAUAUCUGUUAAUAAAAAAGUGCCAUUUAAAAAAA